AUGGGAUCCUCUAUGAAGGUCCGCAAACAGAAAGGCUAUCAUCCAUACAUUACCCCUCGGUCUUACAACCCCAGGUCUAGCCACAACAAUGGUUCUCCAUCCUCGAAACCGGGUCCCAGUGUCUCACACUCUUCUCUCGCUUCCCAAAAAUCUUCUGGGUCAAGGGAAAUACAACCGAGCAGCACUCUGGAACCUGUGCUAGACAUUGGAGUGGCAGAGCAAUCUACUGACGAUGACCUUGAGCAAGUUAUAGUGGCUAUCGACAUGAGAGAUUCCGGCACCGUUGGCUGCUCCUAUUACUCGGCCCAGGAAGAAAAGCUUUAUCUAUUGGGAGACAUUAAGUCUGCUGGAAACGAGAUGAUAGAUAGCUUGAUACUACAGACCAAGCCUACCGUACUCCUGACUUCUGCUCGUGUCGACUAUCUCACCACGCGAGGCAGCCAGAAUUUUGGGCAAGAAGACGAUUCUCUUUCUUACCUCCCAUACCAGCUCGAUAUCCGGCCGUCCCAAGAAUUCAGCUACUCCAAUGCCAAAAACAAGUUGGUGGCUUUGGAGAUAUCCUCGACACACGAGCAACGUAUCCAGUUCUUGGUGCCUCAUACUGGGUUACUCGAUUCCGAGCAGCUAGAUGCUGAGAGUUUGGGCUUUACACUCCAGGAAGGAAGGCUGUUACACAUGUCCAGUUCAAUCGAUAUGGAAAACAUCAUAACAGUAGGCUGUGCUGGUGCUAUCCUCACGUACCUACAAAGGCGGAGAACUGCAGAGCCAAACUCUGGGUCAAGAUCUUCAGAUACCUUCAGAGUUAGCUCUGUUGAAAUGCUCACUUUGAAGAGCACUAUGUACAUCAACGGAAACACGUUAAAAUGUCUUCAGAUCAUACAGUCCGAAUCUCACCCUAGUAUGUUCAACCAAGGGCCUGGGAAGAAAUCGUCAUCCUCGAAAGAAGGGCUAUCGGUCUACGGUAUAUUUCAAAGGUUCGCAUGCACUCCUCAAGGGAGGAAUCGACUUAGGCAAGAUUUCCUUCGCCCUAGUGUGGAUAUAGGAAUUAUCUGUGAGCGACACGACUUCAUUGGCACUUUUUUACGGCCUGAUAAUUAUAACUCUUUGGAGAAGAUAUCAAAGAGUCUGAAGCAUAUAAAAAACCUCCGUCCUGUCAUGAUCAACCUUCGCAAAGGUGUCAGUACCGGAAGUGCAAAGAUAACUGGCUUCAAAACCACUGUCUGGGCAACGCUGCUGGCUUUUGCCUUUUAUGGAAUUGAUAUUCAUGAUGCCCUGAGAGAGAUCUCUGGUGUUAACACGUUAGCUCUCUGCCAAAAGGCAAUCAACAUUCUUGAAUCGGCUCAGCUUUACAGGGUCGACAUUGAUAGUUCCGAGGAACAAAGCAGAACAGUCGUAAAGCCUGGACUGGAUAGAGAACUUGACAGGAUGAAAGACAGCUAUGACGGCUUGAACAGUCUGUUGAAGCAGGUCGCAAUAGAUAUUGCUACUACAAUCCCGGAGAGCCUUGACAUUGAUGUGAACGUGAUAUACUUCCCUCAACUCGGCUUCAACAUCGCAAUUCCACUAAACGAUGGAGGUGAAGCGGCAUUUAAUGGCCCCGACGAAGACUGGGAACUCAUAUUCGUCACUGAAAAUCGAGCAUAUUUCAAGGACUUUCGAAUGAGAGAGAUGGAUGACAGGUUAGGUGACAUAUAUGGACUUAUUUGUGAGAAGGAGAUCGAAAUCGUGUACGAACUCGCUCAAAGGGUGCUUCAACAUGAACAAAUGCUUUUAGAAGCAUCGGAUAUCUGUGGCCAAAUUGACAGUCUUCUUGCAAUGUCCCACGCCGCGAGUUUCUACAAACUCGUGCGUCCCAGGAUGGCGCAAGAGAAUAUCAUCAAAAUAAAAGGGGGGCGGCAUAUUCUCCAGGAGCUGACGGUACCUUCAUAUGUUCCGAAUGAUACACUAUUGAUGGGUGGCGGAUUGGAGACAAGAUCCCUGGAUAUUUCUCUUGAGACAUCUGAAGAUGAACCCGAAGGACGAGAGAAGCCCGAUGGUCCAAGCAUGCUACUGUUAACAGGGCCAAAUUAUUCUGGUAAAAGUGUCUAUAUGAAACAGGUUGCUCUGAUUGUCUAUCUCGCACAAGUUGGAAGCUUUGUUCCUGCUGAAAUUGCGGAGAUUGGAAUCACCGACAAAAUACUUGUGAAAAUGAACACCCAAGAAAGUCUCUCCAAGACCCAGAGUACAUUCAUGAACGACUUGCAACAAAUAUCUCUCGACCUGAAACAGGUAACCUGCCGCAGUCUACUAAUAGUUGAUGAAUUUGGCAAAGGAACCAACGAGAGUGAUGGCAUUGGGCUAGCUUGUGGAAUCCUCGAGCACCUCCUGAGUCUUGAUAAAGCACCAAAGGUCAUAGCUGCAACGCAUUUCCACGAGAUAUUCGAAAAUGGGUUUCUCAAUCCUCGACCCCAAUUGCAACUUGGCCAUAUGGAAGUUCAGGUUUGCGAAGAGUCCCCACAAAUCGAAGACCAGAUCACCUAUCUAUAUAAUUUCCGUCUAGGUCGCAGCGAUAAGAGUUUCGGUACAAUUUGUGCAGCGAUGAAUGGGAUUAACCCAACCAUCGUUGCUCGUGCAAAUGAACUCGCUGCUCUAUCUGCUCGUGGGGAGAACCUGAUAGCUGCUUGCGCCACAUUGUCAUUGGAGGAAACGCAAGCACUUGAAGAAGCGGAUGCUUUGGCAAGAGGGUUCUUGAGCCUUGGUCUGUCAGGUCAUGGCAGCUCUGGAAAUCCUAGAGACUUGCUCGAGAGCCUUUUCGACAAGUCGGGCAGAUCGGCACUAUACCGCCAUAUUUCUGAAUGCUCUUCGUGA
Messenger RNA from Aspergillus wentii DTO 134E9, 2847 nucleotides. Its product is annotated as MutS family protein MSH5. Gene Ontology annotation, molecular function: mismatched DNA binding; ATP binding; ATP-dependent DNA damage sensor activity. NCBI's taxonomy places the organism in Eukaryota, Fungi, Ascomycota, Eurotiomycetes, Eurotiales, Aspergillaceae. The record is from RefSeq and is a predicted model, not a curated record. Gene Ontology annotation, cellular component: nucleus. Bases 1 to 2847 code for a protein of 948 amino acids. Gene Ontology annotation, biological process: mismatch repair; chiasma assembly. The transcript is spliced from 17 exons.